CUCUUAAUGUUUUUUUUCUCUUUUUUGUGAAAUAAGAAGCUGAAAAAAGUGAGGAUUCCUCUGGAGGAGCAGGCCUCUCUGUCUUACAUAGAACAUACAGCCAGGACUGUAGCUUCAAGAACAGCAUGUACCAUGUUGGAGACUAUGUUUAUGUGGAGCCAGCAGAAGCCAAUCUCCAGCCACACAUAGUUUGCAUUGAAAGACUGUGGGAAGAUUCUGCUGGUGAAAAAUGGUUGUGUGGCUGUUGGUUUUAUCGGCCAAAUGAAACAUUCCACCUUGCUACACGAAAAUUUUUGGAAAAAGAAGUUUUUAAGAGUGACUAUUACAACAAAGUACCUGUUAGCAAAAUCUUAGGCAAAUGUGUAGUCAUGUUUGUUAAGGAAUACUUCAAACUGUGUCCAGAAACCUUUCGAGAUGAAGAUGUUUAUGUCUGUGAAUCACGGUAUUCUGCCAAAACAAAGUCUUUCAAGAAAAUUAAGCUAUGGACCAUGCCUGUCAGUUCCGUUAGGUUUAUCCCUCGUGAUGUGCCUCUGCCUGUGGUGCGUGUUGCUUCUGUGUUUGCAAAUACAGACAAAUUGGAUGAAGAAAAACACACUGAAACUUCAGAGGACAGUAAAGGAGCAGACACUUUCCUUAACCUGGAAAAGGUAUGAGGAAGAAAAUCAUAAAGAGUUUUACAUUAAAAAAAAA
Gracilinanus agilis (Agile Gracile Mouse Opossum) is the source of this 690-nucleotide messenger RNA. Its product is annotated as protein polybromo-1-like. Bases 126 to 653 code for a protein of 175 amino acids. The record is from RefSeq and is a predicted model, not a curated record. Gene Ontology annotation, molecular function: chromatin binding. Gene Ontology annotation, biological process: chromatin remodeling. Gene Ontology annotation, cellular component: RSC-type complex. The transcript has 3 exons. Lineage: Eukaryota; Metazoa; Chordata; Mammalia; Didelphimorphia; Didelphidae.